UACAUCGAAACACAAAAUAAAUUUACAUAACCCUAUUUCGUUAAAUGAUAUGAGGCUUGAUUAAAGCUAGUAAAAAAUGGAAAGUAAGUACUCGCUUCCCAUCAUUCUCAUCGUGAGUAGCAGUAGUACAAAACCAAAAUCGGUAAUAAAACUUCUGACCGGUGCAACAGUAGUAACUGAAACCGAGAACGAAGUCUCCUGCACUUGGCAAAUCGAUACAAAGUACUAUACAGCAGAUGUCGAUAUUUAUGGAAUAACAGACACAUACGAUCGUACGAGUGAAUUUAAUAAUAAUGUAGAUGCACUAAUUAUUCACAUGGAUAGUAAUAAAGACACGGGAUUGGAGGAUUUGGUAAAGUGGCAGUCACUCGAAAACGAUUGUGAUCCUGAAAUUAAGCUUCUAAUAUGCAAUUAUUGUAAUGCUGAGACUAAGGUUAAAAAAGCAAAUGCUAUAGACUGGUGCUUGAAGCAUGGGUACGAGUUGAUCGAAUUAUAUCCGAAUGUUGUCAGAUGCGAGGAGACAGAAGAGGACGAGAUAAUUAAGGAGAAGGUGGGAGUGGAUCGUAUUAUUGAAGCGCUACAAGCACAUGUAUGGCCAAGUUUAGUAUUGAAAAGCAAGCAUGAGAAUGUAAGUAGGCGCAACGAAGACAUUGAGGAAUCAAGUUCGGUAAAUUCUAAUCAGCUAAAAGAGGGAGGUUUCUUAACAAACGAGGCUACCGAUGAUUUUACUGAAUUAUUUUCUCAGUUACACAUGAUCCAACAGUCUAUGAAAUCAUUACCAAUAAGCCAACGAAAACAAUGUGCAGAACAAAUGGUGACAGCUUUUUGGCAUGCAAUUGGGGGCGACGAAGAGGAAAUAUCUGAUAUAUAAAAUAAUCGUACAAAUUUAUUAUAAUUAUAUAUGUUUAUGAUAAUUAUAUAUGUUUAUGAUAAUAUCACAUAUGCUUAAGAAUAGGUAGAUGUAUUGUUUUUGCAGAUUAAAGAUAACGUCUAGUUUUUAUAAAUCAA
Messenger RNA from Photinus pyralis (common eastern firefly), 1008 nucleotides. Its product is annotated as alpha- and gamma-adaptin-binding protein p34-like. The transcript has a single exon. NCBI's taxonomy places the organism in Eukaryota, Metazoa, Arthropoda, Insecta, Coleoptera, Lampyridae. The record is from RefSeq and is a predicted model, not a curated record. The coding region runs from base 77 to 871 and encodes 264 amino acids.